AUGGAUGACCAUAAGAUCAUUAAAGGGACAGGUCAGGAAGCGGUAGAAGUAGGGUACGUGCAGACCUAUAGUGGAAACUCAGGAGUAAAGGUAGACUCUGAACUGAGUAAAGAAGAGUUCAAGGCGAUAAAGGAGGCAGUUGAACGAGAACCGCAAGACGGGGUAAUAGAACCAGCAGAAAUGGAAACACCGCCAGGAAGGGUAGUGUGCGUGAAGAGAGGAGUAACACCACAUAUGUAUAGGACGGCGCAAGAGUUGAUAAAUUCGUUGGAAGCGCAAGGAUUCUUAGAGAAGACUAAGCCAUCGGAAUGGUUAAGUCCUAUAUCGAUGCAGAAGAAACCAUCAGGUAAAUGGAGAUUGUGUGCUGAUUUAAGGAAAUUGAAUGACAUGACGGAACAGGAUAAUUAUCCGAUUCCGGACAUACAGUAUUUGACAGAUCAUAUUAGGGGAAAGAAGAUAUUUAGUAAGCUGGAUAUCAAGGAUGGAUUCUAUAGGAUACCGUUGAAAGAAGAGCACAGAAAGAAGACAACACUGAAACUGGGAUUCACGAAUUACAGAUAUAGAGUGUUACCGAUGGGGUACAGAAAUGCACCAAACAUAUUCCAAAGGAAGAUGGAAAGCAUUUUUGACGGAUUAGUGGGAAGAAUAUGUAUUAUUUACAUUGAUGACAUAUUGAUAUACUCAGACACGAUUGAAGAACACAAGAAGCAUUUGGAAGAAGUGUUAAGUAGAGCUCAUAAGUAUGGAUUAGACUUGAGCUGGGAAAAGGUAGAGAUUGCGAAAAGGAAGGUUAAAUUCUUAGGAUAUCAAAUAUCUGAGAAUAAGAUAGGACCAGAUGAAAGUAAGGUGCAAGGAAUUGUUGAUUAUAAGACGCCAGAGAAAGUGAAAGACGUAAGGCAAUUUAUAGGUAUGCUUGGUUAUAGCAGAAGAUUCAUGAAAGAUAUCUCAGUGACAUUGAGACCUUUGUAUGAAUUGACGAAGAAAGGAGCAGUAUUCAGAUGGACUGAAGAACGAGAUAAGGCGUACAAGGAAGCGAAAAGAAAGUUGAUAGAAGCGACAGAAACAAUCAUUCCAGAUAUGAAUAAGAGAUUUAUAUUAGAAACAGACGCAUCAGAUUAUGGCGUAGGAGCGAUAUUGAGACAGGAAGAAGGAAUUAUAGGAUACUAUUCAGGAACAUUAUCACCGACAGAACAAAGAUACACCAUAACGGAAAAAGAGUUGUGGGCAGGUAUUUGGGCAAUGAGAAAGUGUAAACACUAUCUAUAUGGAAAGGAGUUCGAUUGGUAUACAGAUCACAAAGCCAUCAUAAGUUAUAGAACUAAAGAUGAUUUUGGAAAUCGAAGGAUACAAAGAUGGUACAAUGAUUUAGAUGAAUUUGCGUUUAUUCCGCAUUAUAAACCGGGGGAGGAGAUGAUAAUUGCAGAUGCACUAUCAAGAUCCUUACCUAUUUCCAAAGAAGUUAAGGUAAACGAAAUCAUAUCUAAGAGUACAGAAGAAUCUAUUAUGAAGAUACAUGAGGAACUGAACCAUAGGAAAAGUAUUAUGUCGGAAUUGGAAGAAAAGGGAUUUAAAGUGAGUCAGAAAGAUCUGAUAGGGAUAUUAGAGAAGUGUAAGACAUGUCUUGAAAGAGAUAACAAACAUGUUCACUCGGAUAAAUAUAUUGUGACCACUGAACCUGGAGAGAUGAUUGGGAUUGACUUAAUGGAAUAUAAGAAUUCAUAUGUCAUGAUCGUUAUAGAUUAUUUCACUAGAUAUGUGUGGGCCAAGAUAACGGAAACUAAGACACCAAACAAGAUUAUAACAUUCUUGGAAGAUGUACUUAAAGAGAUGAAAUUUAAGAAGAUAAUAUCGGAUCGAGGAAGAGAGUUUGAGAAUGCUAAAGUAGAAGAAUGGAUAAAGGAUAAAGGACUAGAACAUUACUUGAGACCUCCAUACCAUCACAAAGGUACUGGUAGGGUUGAAAGAGUAAUUAGGACUUUAAGAGUAGCAUUGAAUAAGACGAAAGGAACAUUGAAGAGGAAGUUAGGAGGAAUAGUAAAGAAUUACAAUAACUGUUAUCACAGAGGAAUAGGAAUGACACCAGGAGAAGCUAGGAAAGCAGAGAACAAAGAGAAGAUACUGGAAAGAGCGAAAGAAUAUGCGAAAGAGUUCAAAGAGAAAGAAUUGGAGAUAUAUGAACCAGGAACAGAAGUUUUGAUAAGGAAAGAGGUUAGAAAGGGGAAAGAUGAUAAACAUUUUGAGAAAGUAGGAACAGUAACGAAAGUACUGGAAGGAAACAAUUAUGAAGUUAAAGAUUCAAGUGGUAGAAUACUUGUUAGGAAUUUUAGCCAACUAAAGGUUAAGCCCCGGGAUGUUGUAUGA
Messenger RNA from Nematocida homosporus, 2361 nucleotides. RefSeq lists its product as uncharacterized. NCBI's taxonomy places the organism in Eukaryota, Fungi, Microsporidia. The transcript has a single exon. The coding region runs from base 1 to 2361 and encodes 786 amino acids. The record is from RefSeq and is a predicted model, not a curated record. Gene Ontology annotation, molecular function: nucleic acid binding. Gene Ontology annotation, biological process: DNA integration.